Messenger RNA from Penicillium lagena, 1557 nucleotides. RefSeq names its product PEX28-32 family peroxisomal membrane protein. The transcript has 3 exons. Gene Ontology annotation, biological process: peroxisome organization. Gene Ontology annotation, cellular component: peroxisomal membrane. Bases 1 to 1557 code for a protein of 518 amino acids. The record is from RefSeq and is a predicted model, not a curated record. Lineage: Eukaryota; Fungi; Ascomycota; Eurotiomycetes; Eurotiales; Aspergillaceae.
AUGGAUGAAUACACCCCUGAGGCUCUGGUCAACCGCGACGAGCCGAUGCCUGUACUUAACCUCAAGCCCAAGGCAGAGCGUACAAGCUCGCCCUCGCUGCAGGACCGGUUAUUCACCAAGAUCCUGCAACAAGUUGCCCCGACGGAUGAUGACGAGGAUGAAACAAUUUCCUCGGGCGACGCGGCCUUCGCGACGUCCCCCAAGCGGCCGUCCUUUAGUCUGCCCGUGAUGUCCAACAACUUCCGUCGCUUCAAUGCCAGAAUCGGUGUUGUAUUCUUGUUCCAGACCCGAGUUGAGCGGCUGCUGAGCUGGAAGCAACCCACUCACACGCUAUCAUUGCUCUUCGUCUACUCAUUCAUCUGUCUGGAUCCACACCUACUCCUGAUACUACCUCUUGCGGUGCUGUUGCUAUCUAUCAUGGUUCCGGCCUUCAUAACUCGCCACCCCCCUCCCCCGACAACAUCUACAUCCAGCACCACCCCGUACUAUUCCUACGACGGACCCGCGUUGGCGCCGGCGAGAACGAUCAAACCUGCCCCGGAGACUUCCAAGGAUUUCUUCCGGAACAUGCGAGACCUGCAGAACUGCAUGGCUGACUUCUCGGACGUCCACGAUGCGCUCAUCACCGUGCUUGCGCCGCUGACGAACUUCUCGAACGAGAAACUAUCGUCGGCAGUAUUUCUGACUUGCACCGUUGUCACCGCGCUGCUGUUUAUGACGGCGCAUCUAGUACCGCUGCGCUGGAUCAUGCUGGUAGGCGGCAACGCGGCACUCCUGUCAAACCACCCAUCCGUCCGUCAGUUUUUCGUGGAUUUGAUCCGCGAUGUGAGCGGAGGCUCAACAGAUCUGGAUGCACCCCCGACCGAAAAUAAGAAUCCCGUGACUCCUUCAGUAGCAAUCGCAAAGUUGGAGCAAUUGGCAGAUAUCUCGUUAGACACGGACCCGGAGGAACGCGAAGUGGAGAUCUUCGAGCUCCAGCAUCGAGCCUCGGGGAGCUCAGAACGAGGAUGGGAGAAUUUCCUGUUCAGCCCUCAGCCCUACGACCCUCUUUCACCAUCGCGGAUUGCCGGCGAUCGACCCCGAGGCUGUCGAUUCUUUGAGGAUGUCAAUGCCCCUCCGGGGUGGACGUGGAAGAGCAAAAAAUGGGAGCUCGACUUGGACUGUCGCGAGUGGGUGGUGGAGCGAAUGAUCACGGGCGUUGGCUUUGAGAUCCCUGGUGUAACCGCAGAAGGCAAUGCCAUCAUCGAUGAGAUUGGUGGCUGGGUUUGGGAUCUACCCGCGAGCGCUGAUGGUCCAGGGGACGAGGAUAUUACCGCUCUCACCUAUGGAGAUCUGCAGGCGGAGUCCACGCCAUCGGCAAGGGCCAAGUCUAGUUCCGCCGGUUCUUCGAUCAAGGAUAAGUCCAAAGUUACCACUCGCGACUGGGAAGAAGCCGCUACGGCAUCCUAUGGCGUGGGCGAAUGGCGGCGCCGGCGCUGGGUGCGGGUGGUGCAGCGCGUGAGUCUUCCACCAAAGGUUCCAGGCCAUGUCACCUACUCGACUCUCGAGCGCAAUUGA